Colletotrichum tamarilloi is the source of this 2676-nucleotide messenger RNA. RefSeq lists its product as uncharacterized. The record is from RefSeq and is a predicted model, not a curated record. Bases 1 to 2676 code for a protein of 891 amino acids. NCBI's taxonomy places the organism in Eukaryota, Fungi, Ascomycota, Sordariomycetes, Glomerellales, Glomerellaceae. The transcript is spliced from 5 exons.
AUGGACCCCAGUCAGGCAGUUGUUGGAGUGAAGAAAGAGCAGCAUGAGGAGGUUACGACAGAUGCCCCUCUCAACGCAAGAUCAAGAUCUACUGAGCAGUGUGCUCUACUGACAUUCUCAUACAUGGAAAAGAUGAGAAGAGUUAAAGACCCAGAUCUUUGGCAGCUGUUUUACCAAAAGGUUCUUCCGCUUUUGGACGGACUCCAGCCAGCUUGCGAGACCAUUUCUUCCUCUCGCAAGCUUCAACCUGCUCUGACGAAGGCAGCGGCUCACUGGCUUGACCAAAUUUCUGAUCUUCGCGAUCAGGCGAAGCGGUCCCAUCGAACUGUCAUCGGUGUCCUGGGCAACACGGGAGAUGGCAAAAGCUCAACCAUCAAUGCUCUACUAGAUGAAGAGAGGUAUGAUCGAACACUCAUCUCGGACGAUGGAACCCAGCUGAUUAUUCUUAGCUUACUUCCCACGAACUGUAUGCGCGCGUGCACCGCUGUCGCCACCGAGGUUUCUUACAACAAUGAUGAAGACGAAGAGAACCCAUACCGCGCGGAAGUCGAGUUCAUCUCUCAAGAGGAAUGGUCCAAGGAAGUCAACAUACUGCUCAUGGAAUUCUUCGCUGAAGAGACUAAUGAGAGAAAUGAUUUGGACCCGGAAAGCGAUGCAGCGAAAGCUUUAGCGAAAGUUCAAGCGGUCUAUCCUUCAUUGAGCCUGGAAGACUUGACUAGCAGCAAUUCGGCCCAGCUGGCUACCCAUCCAAGCGUGAACCACCUUCUAGGUACCACCAUGACGGUGAAAAGCGGCAAUGCGCAGGAUAUCCGCGAGCAACUCGAGCCCUACGUCGACUCGAACGACAAGGAUGAUGAGACGGCGGCAUACUGGCCUUUGGUGAAGGUUGUCAGAAUCUUUACCAAAGCCAGAGUGCUCGCUAACGGUGUCACAAUCGUAGACUUGGACAUCAUGAGCAACUCUAUCAAGCGUCAGCUCAAGCUUGAUGGAGCAUUCUCGGCUUUGACCAUCAUUUGCUCAAAGACUGACGACAUGACGCUCAGCUCCGGAAUAGAAAGCAUGAAGUCGAAGUUGGACAAGGAUACUAAGGCAGCAUGGGGCCGGGUCCAAGCCCUAGGUCGCCGCACCGCGGCUCUGGAAAAGGAGCUCAUGGUUGUCCGAGGUCGACGCAAGACAUCCCGGGCCUCAACCAUUAGCCUCGACACGGGCCGCACAGCGAAGAGAGCGCGAACCGAGCCGCCCGGUAAGCAAGUGGAGAGAGCCAUGUUUGAUAGUUCCUCUGAACUAGCCAAUGAUGGUGUCAUUGACUGCGAUCCGAAUGCUGAGAAGCACGAAGAGCUUGCAGAGUUGAAAGAAGAAAAGCGAGAGCUGAUGGACGAGGUCCAUGCACGUCUGAUUCGGAGACGCAACCAGCUUUGCCGAGAUGCUGUCAGGAAGCACCUCGCUAAGGGUUUCAAAGAUCUUGAUCGGCAAGAUUCAGCCAACGCCAACGGACAUGGGCAAGCUGAUGAGGAGUUCCGAGACUACGACGAAAUGUCCGCUUUGACUCCUAUCUUUUGCACCAGCAGCCUCGUUUACCAAAAGAUGCAAGGUCUUGUGGCCGAUAACGAUGAUGAGACUCCUGGCUUUGACACCGAGCAGGACACAGAAAUCCCCCAGCUUCAAGCUCAUGCUCAGAAGUUGACCGAAGAGCUUCGAAUCGCGAAGUACCAAGAAAUACUUAACAGUAUAUGUCAAAUCCUCAACUCCAUCGCAAUAUGGGCGCAGGACACGGCAGAGACUACAGCCACGAUUGACGGGGAGCGUCUAAAGUGGAUGUUGGCACGCUUCAAUGCCGAUUUGAAUGGCGAGGUUGAGGAUUGCCGAGACAAGUUGCACGUGGCAGCAGAGACUGGUCUGUAUGAGGAGAUGAAGCGCUUGAGCUCUGCUGCCAGUCGCGCGGCAGUUCCUACGGCAAUUGGCUGGGGCAACAUGAACUUCUCUACGCUAAAGGCAACUUUUCGCCGCGGCGGCAUAUGGAAGAUGAACAAUUUCAACGAAGACUUGUUGCGACCUAUCACUGAUAACCUGACAGAGACCUGGGCAAACUUCUUUCGGUUCACUAUCCCAGGCGUGCUCGACAACUUCUCUGUCUCCGCGACUCACCGACUAGGCGUGUUUCACGAGGAUGUCAUGAAGCAACUUGGGAUCCAAGACUACGAUCACGAUGAAUCACCCGCAAUCGUGCAGCUUAGUAGGCAACUCGACCUUCACAAGUCAAAAGUUGUUAGACUUGCCGCUCAAAGUCGAAUGGGAGUCGAUGAGGCUCAGAAGGACGCCAACAGAGCGUUGACCACGCCAGUUGCCGAAGCGAUGGCUCUUGGCUAUGAGGAGUGUUCUCAGAUGCGUGGAAAAGGAUCAGUGAAGAAGGCCAAAGCCAAAAUUGAGGAAUAUGUCCUCAACCGGAAGGUCAAGAUGUUCCGCGACGCAAUCGGAAACGUCAAGGACGUUCUUGGUGACGGCUUGAAGAUGGUUGGUGAAGACAUGGCGGCCGAUAUCAAAAAUAUUGGAGUUACUAUGGAAGGUGACUAUAUGCUUGCGCUGGCAGAGAAGCAAGAGUCGGCACGCCUUAGAGAGCAGGCGUCUAAGCGGGAAAUGCUCAAGUUCUUGGAGCAUGCUGCGGAGCAAUUCAGAUAG